This is a messenger RNA of Olea europaea var. sylvestris, 1732 nucleotides long. RefSeq names its product luminal-binding protein 5-like. The coding region runs from base 1 to 1533 and encodes 510 amino acids. Gene Ontology annotation, molecular function: ATP hydrolysis activity; heat shock protein binding; misfolded protein binding. Gene Ontology annotation, cellular component: endoplasmic reticulum lumen; cytoplasm; membrane. The record is from RefSeq and is a predicted model, not a curated record. The transcript is spliced from 7 exons. Lineage: Eukaryota; Viridiplantae; Streptophyta; Magnoliopsida; Lamiales; Oleaceae. Gene Ontology annotation, biological process: endoplasmic reticulum unfolded protein response; cellular response to unfolded protein; protein refolding.
AUGGCUAUGGUUCUGGAACAAAUCAAAGUUCACUACAACAUAUCGCAAAUCCCAUUACCGUUGCCAUCCCGUCGCCAUUUUCCUGCAUACUUCAAUUAUGAACAGAGGCAGGCCACCAAUGACGCUGGUGUAAUUGCUGGCUUGAACGUGGCAAGGAUUAUCAAUGAACCAACAGCAGCAGCAAUUGCCUAUAAUUUGGACAAGAAAGGUGGGGAGAAGAACAUCCUUGUCUUUGACCUUGGUGGUGGAACCUUUGAUGUCAGUAUCUUGACCAUCGACAACGGUGUCUUUGAGGUGCUUGCCACUAAUGGAGACACCCAUCUUGGAGGAGAGGAUUUUGAUCACAGAAUUAUGGAAUACUUCAUCAACCUGAUUAAGAAAAAGCAUGGAGAGGACAUCAGCAAAGAUAACAUAGCUCUUGGGAAGCUAAGGAGAGAAUGUGAACGUGCUAAGAGAGCCCUGAGCAGUCAGCACCAAGUCCGUGUUGAAAUUGAAUCAUUUUUUGAUGGUAUCGAUUUUUCUGAACCAUUGACCCGUUCCAGAUUUGAGGAGUUGAACAAUGACCUCUUCAGAAAGACCAUGGGACCUGUGAAGAAAGCCUUGGAAGAUGCCGAUUUGGAGAAAAAUCAGAUUGAUGAAAUCGUCCUUGUAGGUGGAAGCACCAGGAUCCCUAAAGUUCAGCAGCUCCUCAAGGAUUAUUUCGAUCGGAAGGAGCCCAACAGGGGUGUGAACCCAGAUGAGGCUGUUGCUUAUGGUGCUGCUAUCCAAGGAAGUCUUCUAAGUGGAGAAGGUGGAGGAAUAACAACAGACUUUCUUUUCUGGGCGGCACCACUCACCAUUGGUAUCGAAAAUGUGGGUGGAGUUAUGACUAAAUUGAUUGUGAGGAACGAAUACCAUGUUAGCCCAACCAAGACGUCCCAAGUUUUCACCACUUACCAAGAUCAGCAAACUACUGUCUCUAUUCAGGUUUUUGAAGGAGAAAGGAGUCUUACAAAAGACUGCAGGCUGCUCGGAAAGUUUGAUCUCACCGGCAUUCCUCCAGCACUGAGGGGAACCCCUCAAAUUGAGGUGACGUUCGAAGUUGAUGCCUAUGGUACUUUGAACGUCAAGGCAGAAGACGGGAGCACCGGUAAAUCAGAGAAGAUUACCAUAACAUACGAGAGCGAUCGAUAUAGCCAAGAGGAGGUCGAGAAAAUGGUUCGCGAAGCAGAAGAGUUUGCUGAGGAAGACAAGAAUGUGAAGGAAAGAAUUGAUGCUCGUGACAGUCUCGAGACAUACAUUUACCGCAUGAAGAACCAAAUCAACGACAAGGACAAGCUCGAGUCUGCCGAGAAGCUGAAGAUCGAGACUGCUACAAAGGAGGCCCUUGAGUCGUUAGACGACAAACAAAACGCAGAGAAAGAGGACUACGAAGAGAAGCUUAAGGAGGUGGAAGCCGCAUGUAACCCAAUCAUAAUAGCGGUCUAUCAAAGAUCUGGAGGAGCCCCUGGUGAAUCAUCUCCAGAAGAUGACGACUUCCAUAACGUACUGUAGGUAACUUUUGUAGUCCAUUAAUUACUGAUCAAAGUUCAAGCAAGAACAACCAUAUGGGUUCAUUGGGAGCAGUGUUCUAAAAAGCCCAUCUAGACGCGAGCUCGAGCAAAACAUCAUGCCUUGGCGAUGAGCGCCUAGUGGUGCUUUAUUAAUUUUUUUUUAUACUUUUUCUCCUCUCUUUAGAAGACUUUUAUUUGGU